This is a messenger RNA of Coregonus clupeaformis (lake whitefish), 4420 nucleotides long. RefSeq names its product mediator of RNA polymerase II transcription subunit 15. The coding region runs from base 83 to 4306 and encodes 1407 amino acids. Lineage: Eukaryota; Metazoa; Chordata; Actinopteri; Salmoniformes; Salmonidae. The record is from RefSeq and is a predicted model, not a curated record. The transcript is spliced from 6 exons.
GGCAGAUACAGCAAAAGCGAAAUUCUGGUAGGGCUUAUGUGCAACAUCAGUUCUGAAUACUGGUGAGGGUUUGAGGCGCAAAAUGGCUGUGAUGAUUGGGAUCUAUUUCAGAGUUUCUUGGCUUUGUCUGCUAAUUGGAGGGAUAACCUGCUCUACAUCAAAAGAUUAUGGAUAUCCUGCACAAAGUUCUGAUGCAGCAUGGCUCUAUGCAGGAUCACUUGGGUCUAUAGGAUAUUACAACUCUCCAGCAGCUCCAAUGCAAGAACAGCUGACCACCGAGCCACAGAAAUAUCCGGCCGCAAUCGUGCAGAAGCAACCGGCCCCUAUGCCACCUCAAGAAGUGCAGCAUCCAGCUCAAAUUCCCCUGCAGCAAAAGCAUCUGGCCGCCAUGCCUCAGCCACAGAAGCCACAGCAACCUCAGCAAGUGUGGUAUCCAGUUCAAAUUCCCCAGCAGCAGAAGCAACCGGCCGCUGAACCACAGCAGCAGAAGGAACUAACCGCCAUAUCACAGCUACCUCAGCAAGUGUGGCAUCCAGCUCAAAUGGCCCAGCAGCAGAACAAACCAGCCACUGAACUUCAGCAGCAGAAGGAACUAACCGCCACACCCCAGCAAUGUCAGCAAGUGUGGCAUCCAGCUCAAAUGCCCCAGCAGCAGAAGCAACCGGCCUCCAUGCCUCUACCACAGAAGCAACCGACUGCCAUGCCACAGCAAGUGUGGUAUCCAGCUCAAUGUCCACAGCAGCAGAAGCAACCGGCCGCUGAACCUCCGCAGCAGGAGGAACCCACCUCCGUACCUCAGCAAGUGUGGCAUCCAGCUCAAAUGCCCCAGAAGCAACCAGCCACUGAACCUCAGCAGCUGAAGGAACCGACCGCCAUACCUCAGCAAGUGCGCUAUCCAGCUCAAAUGUCCCAUCAGCAGAAGCAACCGGCCCCAAUGCCCCAGCAAGUGUGGCAUCCAGCUCAAUUUCCCCAGAAGCAACCGGCCUCCAUGCCCCAGCAAGAGUGGCAUCCAGCUCAAAUGCCCCAGCAGCAGAAGCAACCGGUCCCAAUACCCCAGCAAGUAUGGCAUCCAGCUCAAAUGCCCCAGCAGCAGAAGCAACCGGUCCCAAUACCCCAGCAAGUAUGGCAUCCAGCUCAAAUGCCCCAGCAGCAGAAGCAACCGGUCCCAAUACCCCAGCAAGUAUGGCAUCCAGCUCAAAUGCCCCAGCAGCAGAAGCAACCGGUCCCAAUACCCCAGCAAGUAUGGCAUCCAGCUCAAAUGCCCCAGCAGCAGAAGCAACCGGUCCCAAUACCCCAGCAAGUAUGGCAUCCAGCUCAAAUGCCCCAGCAGCAGAAGCAACCGGUCCCAAUACCCCAGCAAGUAUGGCAUCCAGCUCAAAUGCCCCAGCAGCAGAAGCAACCGGUCCCAAUACCCCAGCAAGUAUGGCAUCCAGCUCAAAUGCAGCAGAAGCAACCGGCCUCCAUGCUGCUACCACAGAAGCAACCGACCACCAUUCCCCAGCAAGAGUGGCAUCCAGCUCAAAUGCCCCAGCAGCAGAAGCAACCGGUCCCAAUACCCCAGCAAGUAUGGCAUCCAGCUCAAAUGCCCCAGCAGCAGAAGCAACCGGUCCCAAUACCCCAGCAAGUAUGGCAUCCAGCUCAAAUGCCCCAGCAGCAGAAGCAACCGGUCCCAAUACCCCAGCAAGUAUGGCAUCCAGCUCAAAUGCAGCAGAAGCAACCGGCCUCCAUGCUGCUACCACAGAAGCAACCGACCGCCAUGCCUCAGCAAGUGUGGUAUCCAGCUCAAAUGCCCCAGCAGCAGAAGCAACCGGCCGCUGAACCUCAGCAGCAGACGGAACUGACUGCCAUACCUCAGCAAGUGUGGCAUCCAGCUCAAAUGUCCCAUCAGCAGAAGCAACCGGCCCCAAUGCCCCAGCAAGUGUGGCAUCCAGCUCAAAUGUCCCAUCAGCAGAAGCAACCGGCCCCAAUGCCCCAGCAAGUGUGGCAUCCAGCUCAAUUUCCCCAGCAGCAGAAACAACCGGCCUCCAUGCGGCUACCACUGAAGCAACCAACCACCAUACCUCAGCAAGUGUGGUAUCCAGCUCAAAUUCCCCAGAAGCAACCAGCCACUGAACCUCAGCAGCAGAAGGAACCCACCUCCGUACCUCAGCAAGUGUGGCAUCCAGCUCAAUUUCCCCAGAAGCAACCGGCCUCCAUGCCUCUACCACAGAAGCAACCGACCACCAUGCCCCAGCAAGAGUGGCAUCCAGCUCAAAUGCCCCAGCAGCAGAAGCAACCGGUCCCAAUGCCCCAGCAAGUAUGGCAUCCAGCUCAAAUGCCCCAGCAGCAGAAGAAACCGGCUGCUGAACCUCAGCAGCAGACGGAACUGACUGCCAUACCUCAGCAAGUGCGCUAUCCAGCUCAAAUGUCCCAUCAGCAGAAGCAACCGGCCCCAAUGCCCCAGCAAGUGUGGCAUCCAGCUCAAUUUCCCCAGCAGCAGAAACAACCGGCCUCCAUGCGGCUACCACUGAAGCAACCGACCACCAUACCUCAGCAAGUGUGGUAUCCAGCUCAAAUGCCCCAGAAGCAACCAGCCACUGAACCUCAGCAGCAGAAGGAACCCACCUCCGUACCUCAGCAAGUGUGGCAUCCAGCUCAAUUUCCCCAGAAGCAACCGGCCUCCAUGCCUCUACCACAGAAGCAACCGACCACCAUGCCCCAGCAAGAGUGGCAUCCAGCUCAAAUGCCCCAGCAGCAGAAGCAACCGGUCCCAAUGCCCCAGCAAGUAUGGCAUCCAGCUCAAAUGCCCCAGCAGCAGAAGAAACCGGCUGCUGAACCUCAGCAGCAGAACAAACCGACCACCAUAUCACAUCUACCUCAGCAAGUGUGGCAUCCAGCUCAAAUGCCCCAGCAGCAGAAGAAACCAGCCACUGAACUUCAGCAGCAGAAGGAACUGACGGCCACACCCCAGCAAUGUCAGCAAGUGUGGCAUCCAGCUCAAAUGCCCCAGAAGCAACCGGCCUCCAUGCCUCUACCACAGAAGCAACCGACUGCCAUGCCACAGCAAGUGUGGUAUCCAGCUCAAUGUCCACAGCAGCAGAAGCAACCGGCCGCUGAACCUCCGCAGCAGGAGGAACCCACCUCCGUACCUCAGCAAGUGUGGCAUCCAGCUCAAAUGCCCCAGAAGCAACCAGCCACUGAACCUCAGCAGCUGAAGGAACCGACCGCCAUACCUCAACAAGUGCGCUAUCCAGCUCAAAUGUCCCAUCAGCAGAAGCAACCGGUCCCAAUGCCCCAGCAAGUGUGGCAUCCAGCUCAAUUUCCCCAGCAGCAGAAACAACCGGCCUCCGUGCCGCUACCGCAGAAGCAACUGACCGCCAUACCUCAGCAAGUGUGGUAUCCAGCUCAAAUGCCCCAGAAGCAACCAGCCACUGAACCUCAGCAGCUGAAGGAACUGACCGCCAUACCUCAGCAAGUGCGCUAUCCAGCUCAAAUGUCCCAUCAGCAGAAGCAACUGGCCCCAAUGCCCCAGCAAGUGUGGCAUCCAGCUCAAUUUCCCCAGCAGCAGAAACAACCGGCCUCCGUGCCGCUACCGCAGAAGCAACUGACCGCCAUACCUCAGCAAGUGUGGUAUCCAGCUCAAUUUCCCCAGAAGCAACCGGCCGCUGAACCUCAGCAGCAGAACAAACCGACCGCCAUACCCCAGCAAGUGUGGCAUCCAGCUCAACUUCCCCAGACGCAACCGGCCUCCAUGCCUCUACCGCAGAAGGAACCGACCGCCAUGCCCCAGCAAGAGUGGUAUCCAGCUCAAAUGCCCCAGAAGCAACCAGCCACUGAACCUCAGCAGCUGAAGGAACUGACCGCCAUACCUCAGCAAGUGCGCUAUCCAGCUCAAAUGUCCCAUCAGCAGAAGCAACCGACCGCCAUGCCCCAGCAAGAGUGGUAUCCAGCUCAAAUGCCCCAGAAGCAACAGACCGCCAUGCCACUGCAGCAACUGACCCCUAUGCCUGAGCAAUUAUGGCAUGUAGCUCAAAUGCCCCAGAAGCAACUGGCCUUAAUGUCUCCGCAGAAGCACUACGAAAGCACUGAAGAUGGUGCCUCUAGCUCUCAAGCCAGCGUCGUUGAACAGUCGGUUCUCGUCCCAAUUUAUUCCUACAGUUCCAAAUCGCGCUACGAGAAUGGCAAAACUGUCUUCUCCCAAACCCGCUACACACCUAGGGAGGCUAUGCCUGUUGCUAGUGGAAAUUCUCUCAAGGACAAUCAUGUUGUCAUUGCUGCACCAAGCAUAUACCCACCACUAGUAAAGGAUCCUGCAAGGAAAAUCUAAUGGUGGAUUCGUCUUCUAGAAGCUCUAAUGGUUUUGGUCUGCUUUUGUUUCGACCAGGAAGUUGCUGGUACUCUAGCAUGACUGAAUCAAUAAACAAUUUUACUUUCAAAAACG